GAAUCUGUGACGAACUCCCUGUUCGCCACCCGUAAACUUUAGUGGGCCACCCUCGUAAUGAUGGGUAUAUCCGGGUAGUCCAAGACGUAAAGUCAAGCAAUAUCAACACGCAAUCUAAGCUAGAAGUUACUCAAGGGAGCAGUGGAAGCAUUCACGAGGAUGGCGCAGUUACUUAUUUCAUGUUUUUCGGUUGUGCUUUUGUGUGUGACGUGGAUUGCAACAAGUACAGGAGAAGACGUCUUAGAUAACCUGGGUGUGGAAGCCCACCCGUUUCAAGAGGAGGGUCCAUUACAAGAUGACUUCAGACAUGAUAACAGUACGGGAAAUGUAAAUGAUGAGAGAGAUGUCGCUGAAAAUGUUGUGACUGGCGAUAGUCCUUUUAUCCUACACAAUACUACUGAUGGGCAAGAUAUUCCAGCUACAGAGGUGGAAAGCCAAAGUGAUGGAGAGAAGAUACAGGAGAGUGCAGCACAAUCUAGGUCAGAUGGAGAGGAUGCAGAAGAUGUUCUUGAUGCACUUAGUGAUGAUGUUGAGGAACAUGCUGAGGUAGAUGAACCAAAGUGGAAUAAAACUGAUGGGGAAAGGGGAGAGCUGAAUACAGCUCAGUCUUCAGCAGGUUCUCAGAAAGACAGCCUUGACCUUUUUAAACCUAACAACAGCUCAAAGAAACUGGAAGAACAAGCAAAAGAAGUUUCUAAUGACAAAGCAGAUGAACAGACAGUGACACCUCAUAGUAUCAAAGACAUUCUUGACCUGUUGGACAUGGAUGACGAUCCAGAAGACAUCAGCAAUGAUGAGUCAGAAACAGGGAUAAAACGGCCAGAAAUCUCAGAAAAUGUGGAAAAUGCUUACAACUUGCAAGACAAAGACAAGGAAAGACAACAAAACAUAUCUGAAUUUGUGGAUAGGUCUGCUUUCACACCAGCAGAUACUACGCAAACUGAUUAUAACAAGUAUUUCAAUAAAAUUGAUGGAGAAGGUGGAGAUCAAGAGGAAGAUUACGAAGAUAGCGAUACUGAGUCUGAGGACUUUCAGGAGGAGUAUGCAGAUUACUUUUCUGAUGAUGAUGAAGGGGAUGAUAGCAUUAAUCUUGGUGAUAAUGAUGAUGAAAAGAACAAUGAUCGCAAAGAUGAGAGUGCUGAACGAAAGACAGAGUCAUCAGUGGAAGAUGCAAAACUGGCAGCUUUUGUAAGUUCUCACCUUCUUUCAGAGAUCCCGUCUAAUACAACAGGUAAUCAUCAGUCAGAGGAUUAUGAGGACGAGGAGGAGGAUAAUAUCAGUAAAGAGAGUGAAGAGAAUGCUGACAAAGGUGAGUUACAGAAAGGCAAGGACACUGAAGAAAACAUUCCCCAGACUGAAAACCAAAAGGAAGAGAAAGUGAAUGACAACGAUGAUGAUGAUGAUGAUGAUGAUGCCAAUGAAGAAGAUGAUUAUCAUCGAAUACCAGAUUAUGGAGCCGGUGGAAAUUAUGAAGAGGAUGACUGGUACUAUGACCCACUAAGAAAUGGUGCAUAUGCUGACAAAACAACCCAGGAAACUCCAAAUGACAAUAACCGAAAGACAGGUGUCUCGCCUCAUGUUGGUGUGGCAGAGACAAAUGAAGGUGGUCUUGCAGCUCAUGACAUUCAACCAAAGAAGCAGUUAGCUGGUCCUACUGGGAUGAUUCUUCUGUAUACUGCUCUUAUUGUGCUGUUCAUUGCAGGCAUUGUUGUUAUUACUGUCUGGAAACAACCAUUUCACGGAUGGCUUAGGACAAGAGGAUUACCAAGCAAAGGUGUUCUGCCAGCAGACGAAGGGAAGCGGCUCUUGGAUCAUCCAUUUGUUUAAAUCUUCCAUUUUCAAUUUUCACAAUUUAAGUUAUUUUUUCCAAGAUCGCUACAUGACUAUCUCUUUUACAUUUGUCACCAGAUGUCAAUAUUAUUUACCACUUUCAUGUUUGAGAGGGCAGAGAGAAGGUAGUCUUAGAAAAAUAAAUCUAAAUUUUGAUGAGUUCAUAUAUAUGUAUAUAGCAUAUAAACAUCAUGGUAUAUUUUUACACAAGACUGAUUUUAUCACAUGUAUUCUAUAGCAUAAAAUUAUGGUAUUUUGAUUGAUAUUUUUUUUGGUAGAAAUUCACAAUUAGAAUCUCUUGUUCCUCUUUGGAUAAACAAAUGAAUUUUAUAACCUUCUGCCUGAUUAUGUUUGUUAACCAAGUUAUUAUGGACAUUUACGCUUUAAAAUUUUUUUAAUAUGUUAUUAUGGUAAUGCCAUUUUUGAAUCUCGUUCUAUCUGCUUUUAUUAAGUUUGACACAGCUUUGUGCUGGCCUAAAUGGCAUGAUUUUCUUGUGGUUAUUAUGGUCAUUUCCAAAAGAUUGACAGUUUUUACUAUUUUCCCAAUUUUCUUUCUGUCCCUCAGUUUUCAGAUCUGUUUUUUUUUUUUUAUUUUGUCAGGCUUGUGUGUUCCUUCUUACCAUGACUGCCUUUUUUUUUUCCACUGAGGGCGCAAUUUAGCGUGAGGGAUCUCUUCCAUUGUAUAUAUUUCUUGCUACUGAAAGAACUUGUGAUUUAAAAAUAUAAUCGUGUUAACUAUAUUCUUGAUUUACAGAGUUUCAGAUAUUUCACAGAUUGUUAUUUAAAGAUGUAAUACUUAACGUGUCUUUGUCACUUCAUUACCAACUGUUAAUCUCUUUCAUUCACACAAAAUAAGCCAGAAACAGAAGUUUACUGUGGAGAACAGUUGGUGAGUAAUUAGGUGAAUAAAAUAAGAAGCAGAUGAAUUGAAUCAAACCCCUAACAAAACAUUUUAGAAGGGUUCAUCUGACUAAAGAAGCAUAAACUUUAUAUUUUGGUGCAGAAAAGCAAAUUUGAACUCAGGAAAAUUAUGACAUUUGUCCAGGAUGUGCUUUGGAAUCUGAGUGGUUUUAAGUUUAUUUUAAUCGGUUAAUCAGCCAUUGGCAAAGAUAGUGGCAAGCUUAUUUAAUUGGUUAAUCAGCCAUUGGCAAAGAUAGUAGCAAGCUUAUUUAAUUGGUUAAUCAGCCAUUGGCAAAGAUAGUAGCAAUCUUACAUGAUUAAAACAGUAAGAUGAUAACAAAUUACAUUUUUGUCCAAGGCUAUGCACAUUGAUCUCAUUGUUCCUUCCAAGUCCACAUCCAGACCCAAACAGUUGAAAUGAAAGUAUUUACAACAUCAGCCUUUCAGUUUAAAAGAAAGUUAAUUACUGUGCUUUGUAUCAUAAUAUUGUCCCAGACUGCUAGCUCAGAAUUUGAUCAUGUUUUCCAUUCAUUGCAUUUUUUUAUUUACAGCAUCUUCAUUAACAUCACACCUUAAUGAUAAUGUCCAGAAAACAUUCCCAGAAGUAUUAGAACCAAUGCAAAGGUAAUUUUAGCAACAUAGCCUUUUAUUCAUUACUCAACAUGGCUGCUAUCACCAGCAGAACCUCAGAGGGCUGUUUUGUAUGCUUGUAAAUUUUUGAAGCCUGAUGGUUUAUGCACAUGACUGUAAAGUGAAAGGUCACCGGUUCGAGGCCUGUUUAGGCUUGUGGCUAGCAUAAUUCCCCCUGCCAUCCCACAGCUUCUUGGCCAAAAUGAGUACCUGAUUUAUCAGCGAAAGUAAAGGGGGAAGAAUGAGAACAUUGGGCUUUAUCUUCCGCCUGCUGUGCCCUAGUCACAGUGAACCAUUUUCAUUCACAGCCCCUAUAACCAAGAGGCUAUAGAACUCUUUAACUUGCCUUUUCUUGUGGGAAAAUAUUAACUACGACAAAAAGGCAGAAAGUCUAUGUUGUAAGAAAUUUUGUUUGUUCAAAAAAAAAAAUAUAGGAAUAAAGUGCAUUUUUUUGUAGCUGCUAAUCUUUUUAUUCUUAUACAAUAUGCAAAGGCUGCAGUUAUCCAAAAGAUCACACAGUAUUUAGAGAAUCAUGAACUUGUAUUACUGGACUGCUUGCAAACGAGUAUUUAAUAUUUUUCUUUUUAAGUGGUUUUUCUUACUGUUCUUAAAAAUCUGUUUUGACCUUGUUUUCUGUGACCACAAUUUAAACUUACAGUGCCAGGUAUAUUUAUAGUACAACACCCAAUUGUUAAACAAAUCUGAACGUUUCUAAUACUGUAAUAGACUUUGCUCUCCCCAGAACAGUGCUUCGCUCAGCUUUGAUACACCUAUACUUCAAAUCAUGCAACAUAUUUGAAUUAGUUUUUGCCAUACAGAUUUUGUAUUUUUGUUACUUUAAAGCUGGAUCAGCAUGGAGUUUGUUUCAUAUCCUGUGGAAUCUUUUGAAAUUUAAUAUACGUAAGCCAUUAUGGUUUCAGUAUCAUUGUUUUUAGCAUUAUCAUUAAUAUUGAUAUCAGCUGCAGCAUGGGCAGAAUAACCUUAUCAUCACUACCACACCAUACUGUUGAUGCUGUUGUUGGCUUUGGCUUUUUCUGAAAGUGUUGUGAAAUUAUACAGUUUUAUGCUGUCCUUGCAUAACGAAAAAGAAAAAAUACUACUGUCUGUGAUAAAUAUUUUUAGCUAUUUUGAUGCAUCUUACUUAUGCAAAAUCAUGCAUGAUAAAUUUUUCUAUGAUCAAGCUGCUUACAUGCAUGUCUGUACAAAAUCCUUAUAAGUAUUUGCAUGUCAAAUUUUGCCGUGCAUGUUCAUUUACAAUCUCCACAGGAUAUGCCUGGAAAGGAGGAUCAGGCCAAACAUAAAAUAGUCUUACUGUGCUGUUUUCUUACAAUUGUUAUUAGUACAAAGGAUACUAAAGUUUAUGCAUAUGUAUGUACUUACGUAAACACUCUUGUAUUACAUUGGGUUGAAGUUUGCAAAGUGUUCAGUCAACCCUCUGUGUAUUAUUGUUGCAUUUUCAUAUUUACUAAAGUACUUAAGCCUGUGGGUGGCACAAAGGGUUCACAAUGGAUGGUAAAACACCUGCACACUGGUUUGGUUACUCAAUAAAGUUUUUUAAAGGGUAAA
Pomacea canaliculata is the source of this 4926-nucleotide messenger RNA. RefSeq names its product protein PFC0760c-like. NCBI's taxonomy places the organism in Eukaryota, Metazoa, Mollusca, Gastropoda, Architaenioglossa, Ampullariidae. The coding region runs from base 160 to 1827 and encodes 555 amino acids. The transcript is spliced from 6 exons. The record is from RefSeq and is a predicted model, not a curated record.